Messenger RNA from Alosa sapidissima (American shad), 1755 nucleotides. Its product is annotated as aromatic-L-amino-acid decarboxylase-like. Gene Ontology annotation, biological process: serotonin biosynthetic process; catecholamine metabolic process; amino acid metabolic process. Gene Ontology annotation, molecular function: aromatic-L-amino-acid decarboxylase activity; pyridoxal phosphate binding. NCBI's taxonomy places the organism in Eukaryota, Metazoa, Chordata, Actinopteri, Clupeiformes, Clupeidae. Bases 140 to 1582 code for a protein of 480 amino acids. The record is from RefSeq and is a predicted model, not a curated record. The transcript has 14 exons.
CCAGGGAGCCCUCGGCUGAUAAAGGCUCUGACUGCCUUCCCUGCUCCCCAUCACUCUGCUGUGUCCACCUCUAGGAGUGAAGGUGUGAGAUAGGGACUGACGACAGAGAGGACGGUCCAGCGCUUGACAGUCUGUGGAGAUGGAUGCAACAGAGUUUCGGAGGCGUGGGAGAGAGAUGGUGGACUACAUUGCUGACUAUAUUGAAAACAUUGAGAAGAGGCAGGUCUACCCAGAUGUGGAGCCCGGCUACCUGAGGGGUCUGAUCCCACAAGAGGCUCCCGAGGACCCAGACAGCUAUGAUGAUGUGGUCAAGGACAUCGAGAGGGUCAUCAUGCCAGGGGUAACCCAUUGGCACAGUCCAUAUUUCUAUGCUUACUUCCCCACGGCCAGCUCAUUUCCGGCGAUGCUGGCUGACAUGCUAUCUGGGGCGAUUGGCUGCAUCGGCUUUUCCUGGGCUGCCAGUCCAGCCUGUACUGAACUGGAGACGGUGAUGCUGGAUUGGCUGGGGAAGAUGCUGAACCUCCCGGAGGACUUCAUAGCCGGCACCUCUGGAAAGGGGGGCGGAGUCAUACAGGGCAGUGCCAGUGAUGCCACGCUAGUGGCCCUCCUUGCUGCUCGACGCAGGAAGGUCCAACAGAUCCUGGCUGAACAGCCUGACCGCUCUGAGGCUGACAUUAUUUCAAAACUGGUGGCCUACACCUCAGAUCAGGCACACUCCUCUGUGGAGCGAGCUGGAUUGAUCGGUAGCAUGAGGAUGCGUAAUGUUCCUACUGAUGAAAAAUUUGCUGUCCGGGGAGAAGCUUUCCGAAGGAUCAUUGAAGAGGACAAGAAUGCUGGCCUAAUACCAACCUAUUUCUGUGCCACACUGGGGACAACUCCAUCAUGUGCUUUUGAUCACAUCACAGAACUGGGACCUAUUUGUAAUGCAGAGAACAUGUGGAUGCAUAUUGAUGCAGCGUAUGCAGGAAGCUCCUUCAUUUGUCCUGAAUUCAGGCCUCUCCUGAAUGGUGUCGAGUUUGCAGACUCGUUCAAUUUUAACCCACACAAAUGGCUUUUGGUCAACUUUGACUGCUCCACAAUGUGGGUAAAGAGGAGAUCCGACCUUAUCGGGGCUUUCAAAAUGGAUCCUCUCUACCUUAAACAUGAUCACGAAGAAUCAGGACUGAUCACAGAUUACAGACACUGGCAGAUUCCACUGAGCCGACGCUUUCGCUCUCUGAAGAUGUGGUUUGUCUUCCGCAUGUAUGGAGUCAAAGGCCUGCAGGACUACAUACGUCAGCAUGUGCGUUUGGCUAAAGAAUUUGAAAGCAUGGUGCGGAAUGAUCCCCGAUUUGAGAUCAGUGCAGAUGUUAAAUUGGGCCUUGUCUGCUUUAGACUUAAGGGAUCAAACGAAUUGAAUGAGGCUUUGCUGAAGCAGAUCAACAGUGCCCGGAGGAUCCACCUAGUCCCUUGCCAACUGGCAGGCACCUUCGUGCUCCGUUUUGCUAUCUGUGCCCGCACCACAGAAUUGCGCCACGUGCAGGAGGCAUGGCACCACAUCGGCGAGCUGGCAUCAGAGCUGCUGCUAAAGCAGCGACACUGAUUACCAAUAGACGCCCCCUAACUAACCACAUACUGUCUUACUAUGCGUCCUGCCACUCUGCUAACUGUUGGUGUGUGUAUGUGAAUGUGCGUGUGUUUGAGAAGGAGUCAUAAAUGGCUACUGUUUGGUGGAAUAAAAAGGUUACACCUUUAGGCUUCUUGCUCAUACUCAAA